GAUUCUGGAAGCCGGGCAGGGAGCUGCGGCGGCCGCCUCCGAGGCUGACCGGCAGGACCCCAAGCGCAGAGCGGCGGCGGAGCAGGAUGGCGGCGGUGGCCUACGAGACUCUGCAGCUGCACGUGACCCCAGAAAAAUUUUACAUAGAGCCUUGUGAUGAUCGAGUGGAUGAUGUGCUUGCCAUUGAUCGAGUCUCCACAGAGGUUACCCUCACAGUGAAGAAAGAUGUUCCUCCAUCAGCUGUUACAAGGACAAUAUUUGGUAUCUUGGGCACAAUUCGACUGGUAGCAGGUAGUUAUCUCAUUGUAAUUACCAAAAAGAAAAAAAUAGGCGAAUUUUUCAAUCAUGUAAUAUGGAAGGCAACAGAUUUUGAUAUCCUUUCCUAUAAGAAGACUGUGCUGCACUUAACUGAUAUUCAGUUACAGGACAACAAGACCUUCCUUUCAAUGAUAAACCACGUCUUGAGCAUGGAUGGGUUUUACUUUUCAACAACAUAUGAUCUGACACAUACUUUACAACGGUUAUCCAACACCAGUCCAGAAUUUCAAGAAAUGAGUCUGUUGGAAAGGGCAGAUCAACGUUUUGUAUGGAAUGGUCAUCUUCUUAGAGAAUUAUCUGCUCAGCCGGAGGUCCAUCGGUUUGCUCUCCCUGUCUUAUUUGGAUUCAUCACUAUGCACUCUUGUUCCAUUAAUGGAAAAUAUUUUGAUUGGAUUCUCAUCUCGAGGAGGAGCUGCUUCCGAGCUGGCGUGCGUUAUUAUGUGAGAGGAAUAGAUUCCGAAGGCCAUGCUGCCAACUUUGUUGAAACGGAGCAAAUCGUGCACUACAAUGGGAGUAAAGCUUCGUUUGUCCAGACUAGAGGAUCCAUGCCCUUUUUCUGGUCCCAAAGACCAAACCUCAAAUACAAGCCAAAGCCGCAGAUCAACCAAGUGGCCAACCAGAUGGAUGGUUUUCAAAGGCAUUUUGACUCACAAAUAAUUACUUAUGGAAAACAAGUCAUUAUUAAUCUGGUUAACCAGAAGGGCUCAGAGAAGCCACUUGAACAGACAUUUGCAAAAAUGGUUACCUCCUUGGGAAAUGGAAAUAUCAGAUACAUUGCAUUUGACUUCCACAAGGAAUGUAGUAAAAUGAGAUGGGAUCGUUUGCAAAUUUUGCUGGAUCAAGUAGCUGAUCUUCAAGAUGAAUUUGGUUAUUUUCUAGUGGACGCUAAUGGCAAAGUGGUGACAAAUCAGGAAGGAAUAUUCCGCAGCAACUGUAUGGACUGUCUAGACAGGACCAAUGUGAUCCAGAGCCUGUUGGCCCGCCGCUCUCUCCAAGCCCAGCUCCAGAGAAUCGGUGUUCUGCAUGUAGGACAGAGGAUUGAAGAACAAGCUGAAUUUGAAAAAAUUUACAAAAAUGCAUGGGCUGAUAAUGCAAAUGCUUGUGCCAAACAAUAUGCCGGAACUGGUGCCUUGAAGACUGAUUUUACCAGAACUGGAAAGAGAACUCAGUGGGGGCUGGUACUGGAUGGCUGGAACUCGCUUGUGCGCUACUACAAAAACAACUUUUCCGAUGGCUUUCGACAGGACUCCAUAGACUUGUUUCUUGGAAACUAUGCAGUGGACGAAAUAGACCAUAGUAAUCCACUCCAUAUACAGAAGGACUGGAAGUUCUUGGCUUUGCCUAUUAUCAUGGUUGUUGCCUUUUCAAUGUGCAUUAUCUGUUUGCUUAUGGCUGGCGACACGUGGACAGAGACAUUGGCCUAUGUGCUGUUCUGGGGAGUUGCAAGCAUUGGAACAUUUUUAAUUAUUAUUUACAAUGGCAAGGAUUUUGUUGAUGCUCCAAAAUUGGUCCAAAAAGAAAAGAUAGACUGAAUUUGUAUCUGUGGAAAGCGGCUUGGCCUGGAAGAUUCCACAAUUCAGAACUGGAGUCUUUACUGAUCUGCUUUCCACACCAGCAAGGUGUCUUCUUGGCUUUUUUUAUCUUUAGAAAAAGCAAAUUCUAUACUUUGUUUAGCGAUGGUGACAUACAGUUGAGGUCUGGUGUUACACCCAUCUUCAGAAUGAUCUUUUAAAUAGUGCAUCAGUUGGGAACGGGACCCUCCUAAUAGAACAAUGCAGGCCAAAGCCACGGUGAUGUUUUUGGCUUCAAGCCUGCCAGAAUUUCAACCUGGAUUCUGCUGAACAGAAUGGGAGAAAUGGAGGAAUCUCUUUGUCCCACUGGUGCAGUAUUGGGAAUGUAUAAACGAAAUGGAGUUUCUUUCACUAUUUAAAAUAGUAAAAUUAUUUUUCUAGCUGAGUUUCAUUCUUGUCAUCUCAGAACCAAUCACAAUUGACAAGCAUAUGUUUGUGGACUUUUGUUAAAGCUAAUAACUUCUGUGAAAAGGUUAAUCUUGUUCCAUCUAAUAGUUUGAUUAAAAGCUUCUAAGUCUUCGUUUCAGGAAAGUUCUGGAUAUUCCGAUGAAUGUUUGAAUUGGCCAGCUUCCCUACCACGCUCUCCUGGCAAUUUUUUUGUCAUUGCAGUUAGACUGUCCACUUCAACGUGAUGAGAAAGUUUGGGUAGAAUUCUCUUCUCUUUCUAAAGAUAUAUAUGAAAUCAAAGAAGAAUGUAAAGUCUCUUUUCUUUGUGGUGUUCUACUCGUGAGCUAAAGGUCCAAAGCGUCCUGUGUGUGAGCAGUUGCCACAGUGGGGGAGAUGUGCUCCCCAAGCCUUCUCUAGAGGUCUCCUGGGGGCCGGAAGGCUCGUCCGUCCUCUGAGAAAACAGCUUUGGGGGAGGGCCUCCUAUUUGUGUUGGGGGCAGCAGCCCCAUUUCCAUGCAUGGUACUGUUGACACCAUUGACUUCGCGCAUAACUUGUGUUUGGUGAUCAAUGUGUGUCUCAGAUUUAGAACUUCCAACUUCUCUUAAUCAAGGACCAACUUCAGCUUUGAUUUAUUUGUAAAAACAGACAAGAAAUAUGCUUUCAAAGCUAUGCGUAGUUCUAAUUGUGAAUACAACUGCAUAUUCGGAUUGCAAUUAUGAAGUCCAACAUUCUAAAACUAUGUAAGAUAGUAGGACACUUGCCACCAUUUAAAAGAUAAUUUAUUUAAUGCACUGCUACAGUGUGUCAGUGUUGUGCUGGAAAAUAUGUACAGUUUCCUUGUUUCAUGAGUACUGAUUCAUUUUAUCUUUAAAUGUCUAGAAACCCCUUUGUUUCAAGAUUACCUUUUGUUAGCACUCAUAACAAGAAACUGUUGCUUUUAGAAUCCAUAGUGGAAAUAAUAGUUGAAAAAUCCUGCAUAGUUUAAAAUCUGUUAUCAGAGCGCAUAAUGACUAAGAUAAAAGUGGACUACCUGUUCUUAAUAUGUAAAUAAAUGUAAUUUGCUCCAAAGACCAAUGGACUAUGGGAUCUGCCUGUGUCUAUUGUAGUACAUAAUCCAAAAGCUUUUAGCCAUUUCAUGCUAAAAACUCGUUUCACCAACUACAACAGAGACCAAAUCUGAACUGCAAACCUGGCUGCUUUGAAGAGAUGGAUUAAUUUGGGUUUAUUAGUUUCUAGAGUGUAUCUUUCAAAAUUCUACAGUGGUUUUAUUUCAUAUACUGUAUAUCUGCAAAUGAUAAUAAAAUUUCACUUUCUUUUCUAACUCCCGA
Messenger RNA from Vombatus ursinus (common wombat), 3604 nucleotides. It is a transcript of the gene SACM1L, whose product is annotated as SAC1 like phosphatidylinositide phosphatase. Lineage: Eukaryota; Metazoa; Chordata; Mammalia; Diprotodontia; Vombatidae. The transcript has 20 exons. Gene Ontology annotation, molecular function: phosphatidylinositol-4-phosphate phosphatase activity. The record is from RefSeq and is a predicted model, not a curated record. Gene Ontology annotation, biological process: phosphatidylinositol dephosphorylation. Gene Ontology annotation, cellular component: endoplasmic reticulum. The coding region runs from base 87 to 1850 and encodes 587 amino acids.